Molecule: messenger RNA, 1428 nt
Organism: Aspergillus steynii IBT 23096
Lineage: Eukaryota; Fungi; Ascomycota; Eurotiomycetes; Eurotiales; Aspergillaceae
Product: splicing factor ESS-2 family protein
Exons: 1
Coding region: 1-1428 (475 amino acids)
Cellular component (GO): catalytic step 2 spliceosome
Source: RefSeq, a predicted model, not a curated record
AUGUCGUCUCCUUCACAGGCUUUGACCAAGCGUCAAAGCGAAACAGGUCUCAUGCCACCUCCCCCGCCCCCUAAACGCAUCAAACGGCCAGCGUCGGUCUUGGACGAGGAUGUCUACACCAGAGCGCUUUCGGAUAUCAUUGCGCGAGACUACUUCCCCGGUUUGGCCGAGGCGCAGGUGAAGCAAGAGUAUUUGGAUGCCCUGGAAUCUAAGGACAAGGAAUGGGUCACUUCAUCGAAGAAGAAACUUACCGAUCUCAUGAUGACACCGGGAAGAGCUCGGGGACGCCCUGGCACGUCCGUGGCUAAUCUGACUCCGCACCCCGUCCACUCCGGGCAUCCUGAGGAGACCCCAAUGGGCUGGGGUGGAGACACCCCGAUGUCGGUAUCCGCGGUGUCGUCGGUGAACCCUCAGUCGCCCACGCGAGACAACAGACCGGAUGUCUCCAAUCUUGGCCUUCUCGAUUUCCAGGCCAAGUUCACCAGCGAAGACAACGAGUCUUUCAACAAACUGCUUGACAAGCAGAAUGCCAAGCGUCGAGAGAAGUAUGCUUGGAUCUGGAGCGGGAACAAGAUCCCCACUGCACGACAAAUUGCCCAUCGUACUCGUGAAACCAAACGGAUCGAGGCACAGGGUGGCAAUCCGGACAAGGACCGGCAAAUGACCAUUAAAACGGAUCUCGAUGCUCGACCGGCGAAGCCAGACUCGUGGAAGGCGGGACCGGAGAACUCCCUCAUGUUCAUGCCUUCGUCUAUUGAAGACUCUUACGAGACCAUCCAACAAAGGGCCGAAACUUCAUCUCAGGCCGGUCCCAAGCGAGUGGUGUAUCAAAACACGCGGCUGCCUGAUGAGAGUCUUCAUGUCGCAGCAUCUGAGCGGAAUGCACCUCCACCAUCACCAGCCAUUUCAUCCAUUAAAGACGCCAUCGCCGGACACCCUCGCCUGACUGAAUCUGAAGCGGGCUAUACCGGGGCCGAGACACCUCGGGUGAAUGGGUAUGCAUUCGUAGACGAAGACGAGCCGACACCUACGAACACAACCUCGUCCACCCUUGAGGGCGGCUAUUCCUUGGAUGAUCUUCGAUUGUUGGGAAGUAGCGAUGCGAAUCCGAAUCCAUUCCAGAUCCGAGAAAAUCGAAAACGAGAGGAUCUUCACUAUCGGAUGGUCGAUCGCGUGGCGCGAACGAAACGAUUAGAAAAGGCGAUGCGAGAGACGAAAACCCCAGUCAAUGCAACGCCGCGGUUCUCCAGCAGCCCGCGAUUGGACUUUGGAUCACGCACGCCUGGCUCGACCUCCGGGUCAGGGAAGAUGUUAACCCCAGCAGCCCAGCAAUUGCUUCAUCGCAUGGGCAGCACGCCUCGACCGUCUGGCUCGACGUCGUCCAAUUUACGAAACAUAUGGACUCCUACGCCGAAGAGAACAAAGUGA